UCCCCUUUUUCUCUCCCUUGCUCCUUCGUAGGACAAGAAAUACGAUGUUGGCGGUGGUGAACCCUUCGACACUUUAUCCGAACUCAUCGAACACUAUAAACGCAAUCCGAUGGUGGAGACGUGCGGCACAGUGGUGCAUUUGCGGCAGCCAUUCAAUGCGACGCGCAUCACUGCGGGGGGCAUCAAUGAAAGAGUCGAACAACUGGCCAAGGGUGGCUUCUGGGAGGAAUUCGAAUCGCUGCAACAAGAUAAUCGCAAUAUGUUUUGUCGCAUUGAAGGCUAUAAGCCCGAGAAUCGCGGCAAGAAUCGCUAUCGCAAUAUACUGCCCUAUGAUCAUACCCGCGUUAAACUACUCGAUGUGGAGAAAAGUGUGCCCGGCUCUGAAUACAUUAACGCGAAUUAUAUUCGCCUGCCCACCGAUGGCGAUUUGAAUAGCAUGAGCUCAUCGUCAGAGAGUUUGAAUGCCACUGGCUUGGUGGCCUCUUGUCCCGCAUGCACCGCCGCCCAAAUGCAGAAGAACUGCACCAACUGUCAAAUGCAGAAUAAGACUUGUGUGCAAUGUGCUGUGAAAUCGGCCAUAUUGCCUUUGAGUAACUGUGCAACUUGCAAUAAAAAAUCGGAUACGAUGAACAAACAUAAACGCAGCGAUUCAUCUGCCUCAACCGCAACGAGUUUUAGCAGCGCUGGUGUUUGUGGUGCUGGUGGUUCGCGGUCGGCGCUAGCCGGUUGCAAUGCUGGCGGGUUGUUGAAGAAGUGUAGCAAUGAGAUGAACGAACGUGAUAUGUUUAAGGUGUACAUUGCGACGCAGGGCUGCUUGCCGACCACGAUUGUCGAUUUCUGGAACAUGAUCUGGCAGGAGAAUACGCGCGUCAUCGUGAUGACAACCAAAGAGAUUGAGAGAAAUCGCAGUAAAUGUGCUAAAUACUGGCCGGAUGAGGGCCAAUGCCGACAAUUCGGCCCGGCGAAGAUACAAUGUCUCUCGGAAAGCAAAACCAGCGAUUAUACGCUGCGCGAAUUUAUCUUCUCCUGGCGCGAUAAGCCCGAGCGACGCAUCUAUCACUAUCACUUUCAAGUAUGGCCCGAUCAUGGUGUGCCACAGGAUCCGGGUUGUGUGCUGAAUUUCUUGCAAGAUGUAAAUACAAAGCAGAGUCAGCUGACGCUGGCGGGCGAGAAGCCGGGUCCAAUUUGCGUGCAUUGCUCCGCGGGUAUUGGCCGCACGGGCACUUUUAUUGUGAUUGAUAUGAUUCUCGAUCAAAUCGAUAGAUAUGGUCUCGACACCGAAAUCGAUAUACAGCGCACAAUACAAAUGCUACGCUCCCAACGUUCUGGUUUAGUACAAACUGAAGCACAAUACAAAUUUGUUUAUUAUGCUGUGCAGCAUUACAUACAAACGCUGAUACAACGUAAACGUGCCGAAGAGCAGAGCUUACAAGUCGGACGCGAAUACACAAAUAUCAAAUACACCGGCGAAAUAGGCAGUGACUCACAAAGAUCUCCGCUACCACCAGCAGUUUCUAGUAUAAGUUUAGCAAGUAAAAACUCCACAGGUGCCAGCAGCAACUUGCUGUCCUCUGCCACAAACAACUGCAGCAGCACUAAUGUCGGCGCCGCCUCAGAUGGCGUCAAUCACUAUGCAGGUGCUGCGGCCAAGCAACAACUUUAUGGUGGUGGUGGUGCCGCAGCGCCGCCGUUGGCUACAAAAAAACAAGCACCGCUCCCACCAUCGCCGGCCAGUGUACUCCUAGGCAUCGGCAACCCAAAGACGGGCGAUAGCAACAGCUAUCAUCAUCAUCAUCAACAACAACACCAACACCAACACCAACAAAGCGCCAUACAUCCGCAGCAGCAGCAACAACAACAAACAGCGUCAGCGGCAAAUGCAUCCGCCGCUAACGCUGCCGCCGGUGCUGCUGCGGCAGCCAACGAAAACAUUCCCAAAGACAUGAGCAUGCGCACAGGCAGCGGUCAGCAGCCGAAACAGCAGUCGCAUUCGCAUACGCAACAACAGCCACCACCUCCGACACCGCCACGCGCUAGCUAUAACACAUGACAGUUAAAGUUUUAAAAUGAGCUCUAUUCCUCAUGAGCUCAUAAGCGUGCGCAGUUGCUUCAAAAGCGAAUUUGUACGCGCGCGUUACUUUCUUUCAUGCAUCCUUCAACAAAAACGCACUUUUAAGUGGACGUGAUGUGGUGGUCGUAUAUGCGGUGUGGAGACAAUGAAAAAAGUCGAUAAUACAACAAAACCUAGAAAAUACACUCACGCUUCCCUAUCUUUCGCUAGAGUUUUUUUUUCAAAAACAAUUUUGUAUUUCGAAUGGCUCUGAAAACUAUUUGUUUGCGUUAAAAGCGUUUCACGUUUUCAUCUUAACUUAUGCACACAAAUUGUUUGCGCUCCUUACUUUUAACUUAGUUUUUACGCCACUUUUAAUUCUUAACAAUUUUUAUGUUUUUUUCUGAAAAAAAAGGAUUCUAAAUGAACUCUCUCUGAGACCUCUCGUUUUUGGUUAAAGAUUUAUAUUUAUUACCUGAGCUGGUACCCUUCUUGGUUUCUUUCCACCUCCUUACCUUUUCUAUUUCCCUGGCUUUUUUACCCCUUGAUUUGCGCGUUCCUCUUCGUGUUUUUUAAUAUAUUUCUUAAGAUAAUAAUUCUUUGUAAUGCUGGUUAUUGUUGUUGUUGUACUAGAGUAGUUUGUUGCUGCUGUGCCUGUUGCUGUUUUUUUUUUGUAAUUUUUGUUGUAGUUUUGUAUCGCUGCAUGGUAGUUUACGCAGCGUUAAAGUAAACGUAAAACGUACAGAAAAAUGAAAAAUGAAAACAAAAAAAUAAAACAAAAUAUAUAUUCAUACGAAAAGCGUGGAUUGUGAUCUGUAUUGAUGCAUUAAAAAUUUAAUAGAAGUAAGUAAAAAUAAAAAUAGGUUGUAAAAAAAAAAA
Molecule: messenger RNA, 2929 nt
Organism: Rhagoletis zephyria (snowberry fruit fly)
Lineage: Eukaryota; Metazoa; Arthropoda; Insecta; Diptera; Tephritidae
Product: protein tyrosine phosphatase non-receptor type corkscrew
Biological process (GO): cell differentiation; intracellular signal transduction; peptidyl-tyrosine dephosphorylation
Cellular component (GO): cytoplasm
Molecular function (GO): phosphotyrosine residue binding; non-membrane spanning protein tyrosine phosphatase activity
Source: RefSeq, a predicted model, not a curated record